AUGUAUUCCGUCCUGUGCCACACACUUCGAACUGAGCCCUCGAGCCCUCGCCGCCAAUUCGUGCUGAAAGCUGAGGCCGAAUUUGGCGAGCUUCGUUGGACCCUGGACCACCACACUGCGUCAACGCGCUUUGUUCAUUCCCAUUACCAUCGUCUCACACGCUUCUCAUCAGAACAACACCCAUCCCCUCACAUCGCCACAUACCCACUGCGCCGGAUCGGAUCCCCACUCGAAGUCACGGACUACGACACAUCCACCACCGCAUCUCUCCUUCGGUCACAGGUGCCCGCAAUGUACUCGACAUCACCCUCUUCGUCUUCCAUGGCCUCUUCAUCCGGACGAUCCUCACCGGAACAUUCGUCGCAGCAAUCUGCAUCCCAGACGCAGCGCAGCAAUUCGUUUCUGCUUCCCCAAUUCUUCUUCGCCCCUACCAACAACACCAACGCCGCACACAACUCGGAGACCGCGUCGCAUCCUGUCACGAACGCCUUGCUUUCCCAGCCUCCGCGUCGCACCAGCUUCGGCGGAGCAUUCUCCAGCAGCGGUCGUCUCUCUGCCCUUAGUGCCUUUGGCUUCACUUCGGCGUCUCCGACCUUGAGCUCCUCACCUCCUGCCACGCUCGCCGGUGCUGCCGAGCUCUCAAAACGUACCGGCAGCGCUGUUGCGUCGCCUGCAUCCGAAUCGUUGCCUUCGUGGUCCACAAAUCCCCCUGCACAGCAGACGAACAGCAGCGCAUCCACCGCUGCACCCGCCGCGCCACCUGCGAAACGUCACCUGUGCUUCCCUGACGGAAUGGGUGGCACCGUCUGCGUCGAGGUUAAGGACCGCAGUCGUCGCGGAUCCGCGGUCAACUAG
This is a messenger RNA of Pseudozyma hubeiensis SY62, 855 nucleotides long. RefSeq lists its product as hypothetical. The transcript has 2 exons. Bases 1 to 855 code for a protein of 284 amino acids. Lineage: Eukaryota; Fungi; Basidiomycota; Ustilaginomycetes; Ustilaginales; Ustilaginaceae. The record is from RefSeq and is a predicted model, not a curated record.